This is a messenger RNA of Toxorhynchites rutilus septentrionalis, 597 nucleotides long. It is a transcript of the gene RpL30, whose product is annotated as 60S ribosomal protein L30. The record is from RefSeq and is a predicted model, not a curated record. Gene Ontology annotation, molecular function: RNA binding; structural constituent of ribosome. Lineage: Eukaryota; Metazoa; Arthropoda; Insecta; Diptera; Culicidae. The transcript is spliced from 4 exons. Bases 129 to 482 code for a protein of 117 amino acids. Gene Ontology annotation, cellular component: cytosolic large ribosomal subunit.
ACAUUACUGACGCAACAGCAUUCCACUUCAUUAAGUUGGUAGUUACAGCACUGGUGCGCGAUCUCUUUAUCAUCCGGUCUCAGUCAAGUUCAGACUAGUUCUUCAACGUUCGGAGCAGUGCUAUCAAAAUGGUUACCGCCAAGAAGCAGAAAAAGGCCUUGGAGAGCAUCAACGCUCGUCUGGCUCUGGUUAUGAAGUCCGGCAAAUACUGCCUCGGAUACAAGCAAACCUUGAAGACUCUGCGUCAGGGCAAGGCCAAGCUUAUCAUCAUUGCUAACAACACUCCACACCUCAGGAAGUCCGAGAUUGAAUAUUACGCUAUGCUUGCCAAAACUGGCGUUCACCAUUAUAACGGAAACAACAUUGAGUUGGGAACUGCCUGUGGAAAGUACUUCCGCGUGUGUACCCUGUCGAUCACCGACGCCGGAGACUCCGAUAUUAUCCGCUCCCUGCCGGAAGCCCAGGCCGCUGGACAGCAGUAGAUUGCCGUAUUCCCUUUUGAGCCGUAUUUGUUGAUAUUCAACGAAUAUUCUGUACAUUCAAUGAAACCAAUAAAUUUAUGCGUAUUGUGAGUUGUUCACUGAAUCGCUAUUGAAA